Melanotaenia boesemani (Boeseman's rainbowfish) is the source of this 1607-nucleotide messenger RNA. RefSeq lists its product as uncharacterized. Lineage: Eukaryota; Metazoa; Chordata; Actinopteri; Atheriniformes; Melanotaeniidae. Bases 280 to 1503 code for a protein of 407 amino acids. The record is from RefSeq and is a predicted model, not a curated record. The transcript has 6 exons.
CAGUCGAGCACCGGCAGUUCUGUAUAGAGUCUAAAGUAAAUCUCCCAGCAGGACGGCUCGUUUUAAUGAAAAUACGGUUGUAGCUCACAGUCUACGUUGCUGUGAUUGCGGUGUUGUGUCGGUUUUGUAGAAGCAAUGUUCCGUUGAUGAGUUAUUAAUCCUGAAAAGCCGAAUCUGUGAAUAUCUUUCUAACUUUACCGAAGUCUACAACUUUCACUUUCUUUUACCAGGAAGAAGAGAGUUUGUUGGAAAAACAUUGUUGAAAAAAGAAGACUGAAAAUGUCAAGAACUCCCCAGGAUGAGGAGCCCAUGGACGUUGACGUUCAAGAUAAAAAUGAAGGUGUACUGCUAACUCUUUCACUAAAGUGGUCACAGUCUGAUCAACUACAAAAACUAAAACCAAGACUAGAGAAACUUCUUCAGACUUGGUUCAAUGGAAGAAAAAAUAAGAUGGACUGCUCAGUUGAAAGCAUCCGAAAAGAUGGAAGUGCCUUGAUCAAAGUGAAACCGAGCCCAGCUCUGAGUGAUCUUCAGGAACUAAAUGGAAAAACACUGACCAGUAAAGAUGGAAAAACAGUCACCAUACUGUCCAUUAAUCCGGCACCACCAAACAUGGAUUCACAAAAACCAGAUGAUGAGUCAAUGAGCAAUUCUUCUUCUGUGCCGGGGCCACAAGCUGAUAAAAAACAAAGUGACCCAGUUAGGAAAGAUAUUGACCCACAAGGGAAAAAUUCUCUUGAAGAGCAUAAAAAGCCAUCUGACGAAUGCCUUGUCUCAGUGGGUCAUUACUGGUAUGUGAACCACAUCUACAAGGAGGAAAUUCAAAGUAUACUGAAAAAAAAUAGAGUUACAAUUGAGCCAAAUGUCAACGUGAAAUUUAAAGCAGACCAAGAAGAUGGAAGCCCACAAGAAGCUCUCGUUGAUUUUACAAAACUAGUCCAGGAUUCUUUAGCUGAAUCUUGUGGCACAGUUUUUCCUCUCAAGUUUGUAGAUCCAGAUCAGUGGAGUGAUGCUUUGAGAGCCAUCCAGGAAAAGGAGAGCAAGCUUUUGGUCACUUUGUCCGGUGAAGAAGUAACUGUUUGUGGGCCGAGCCAAAGUCAAAAUACUUUCAGUGCAGCUUUAAAUUCAGUGCAGAAAAGAAAAGAUCCCUCUCUCAGCGAGCACAAACCAGCACUUCAAGACACAUCACCGAAGACAAAUAUGACCAUCAAAGAUCCUCUUGUUGAUGCAGGAUUAACCAUGAAGGAGAGCCACUGGAAGCUGAUGAAGACUGCUUAUGCUGAAGAAUUAACAACGAUCAAAGAAAAGUUUGGUGUGACCUUCAGAGAAUCUAACUUCAGUCAAGGCAAAAUCGAUGUCAAAGCUUUUUACUUAGGACCUGGAGGAAAUGCCUCAUUGGAAAGUCAUGCAGUCAGAGCUCUUCUACAUCUGCACCAGAAGACUUCCACAUCACCCUUAAGCCUCACCCAACCUGUUGGUGCCAGUGGACAAGUUCAGCAUUGAUCAUUGGUCAGAGGAGACCUCCAGUGGACCUCCAUUUAAUGGAGAAUCAACACAUCAGUACACCAAAGCACCAGAAAGAGAGGGAGCGUCAGCAGGAGAUAUUG